GUGUUCUGGGAGUGGGUGUGUUUGUUUGAGUUCAGUGUGUGCAGAAAAGGCAAAGCCUCCACAGCCAUUCACACACUCCCCUCCUCAGCGAUGGGUGCGCAGACAGCAGAGCUCCUGGACUAAGUCUCUGAAUGUGUAUCACGAGAUACCUCCCUCUGCCGCUCCCCAGAGGCUCCUGUUAAUCAACCUUGGCAGGGCCCACAACCCCACCUCCUGGAAAACUCAAGGAGCCUGACAUCUGCCCGUGACGAGCUCUUAGAGAGGCCUCACAAGAGCUCACGCAAUCUCUCUUGGCAGCAAACUGCCCAAGCAAGCCCAUUUCCUCAAAAGAUGGUGGAGGACUUUGCAGCCUCCUAUAUUGCUCUGAAACUAGAGAAUGAAAUUCUGCAGGCCCGGGUGCAGAGGCUGAUGGAAGAAAAUGCUGCCCUGCAGGCCCAGAUCCCAGAGCUCCAGAAGCCCCGAGCAGCCACCCAGGAGCCCGCCAAACCCUCAAAGCCCCCCGAUCCCUCAGCAUCCUGGGACCCCCCAAACUCCCCAGGGUUUGAGGAGUCCCAGAAGCCCAGAGAGCCCCAGGCACUUCCAACUGCCCAGGGGCUCUCAUCGGCCUGCGAGUCUCAAAAGCCUCCAGAGCCUACGGAGCUUGAGAAGCCCCUGAUGGCCCUGGAGGACCACAAGCUCCCAGGAGUCAAGGAGGCCCAAGAGGCCCCUGAUACCAAAGAUGCCCCAGAGGCCCAGGAGGCCCAGAAUUCAGGGCUGCGGGAUCCCCCAAAUGCUCAGGAGCCCCAGGAGACACCAGAAGGCCAGGAGACCUCAGCAUCCCCGGAGCCCCGUGAGCUUCAGGCUCCCCAGGAACCUCUGGAGUCUCACUUGCCCCAGGAGCCCCUGGAGGGCCUAAUAGCUGUUGAGACACCAGCCGCUUCCGAGUUGCUACAGUUCCCCAGUGGGUUAGAGGCCGAAGCCUUCCCCUUAGAGUACCCUUUGCCCUUCAAGGGGAAGGCCCCGAAGCUGCCCGAGGGCCUGGUUCAGCUGAAUAGUUACGUGAGAGUCAGAGGGCACCUGUAUCCCACGGAAGCAGCCUUAGUGAGCUUUGUUGGCAACCGCUUCUCAGGUGAGGCGGGAAGGUGGUUCCAGCCCUUAGUAGAGAUUCAAAGCCCCCUGCUGGAGCAAUUUGAAAGCUUCAUACAAGUGCUCCAGGAUGCUUUUGACAAUCCAGAAACCGUGGAUGAUGCCAACCACCACUGCCGUCAGCUUUGCCAGGGGGAGGACCCUGUCCACCAGUGUGUGACCCACUUCCACCUCAUCGCUCAGGUGCUGAACUGGGAUGAAAGUAGCCUCUGCAUCCAGUUUCAGGAAAGGCUUGCUAGUUCCAUCCGAGAUGAACUGUCUCAGACAAGCCCAGCCACCAACCCCUCUGAUGUGAUCACCCAGUGCAGCAGCCUAGAAGAGAAGCAAAGCGGUAAGCCCGAUGUCAAUGCAGAAGGGGCAAAUGCCUCUGAGGAGAGAGCUGGGCCCGAGAGUCCGCCAGCUGAAAACAGACCUGUGCAGGAUGCAAGCAACCGCCCACACCUCAGUGAGGCUGAACGGGCGCGCCGCCGUGUUGGCCACUUGUGCCUCUACUGUGGUCAUCCUGGUCAUUUUGCCAGAGAUUGCCCUGUCAAGCCUCAUCGUGCCCAGCAGGCGGGAAACUUCGAGGCCCGGCGGUAAGGGGGAACCCGGGCGGG
Molecule: messenger RNA, 1721 nt
Organism: Phyllostomus hastatus (greater spear-nosed bat)
Lineage: Eukaryota; Metazoa; Chordata; Mammalia; Chiroptera; Phyllostomidae
Gene: RTL3
Product: retrotransposon Gag like 3
Exons: 2
Coding region: 331-1704 (457 amino acids)
Molecular function (GO): nucleic acid binding; zinc ion binding
Source: RefSeq, a predicted model, not a curated record